Messenger RNA from Perkinsus marinus ATCC 50983, 1330 nucleotides. RefSeq lists its product as hypothetical. The record is from RefSeq and is a predicted model, not a curated record. Bases 5 to 1330 code for a protein of 441 amino acids. The transcript is spliced from 9 exons. Lineage: Eukaryota; Perkinsozoa; Perkinsida; Perkinsidae.
CAAUAUGCUAAAGCGUUUCCUGAAGGGCUCCAGUAAUGGUAAGAGUAGGAGCCACCGUCACGCGCCAGGAAAUGGGGUUUCAUCUUAUGACACGCCUAGUAGUAGGCUGAGUCUUGGUGGGCAAUCCGUGUCUCCUGAUGGGGAUUCGAGUCGUAGCUCGGGUCGCUUGGGGGAGUCCUCUCGGUCGGGGUCGGCCCGGUCACAGAAGCACGGCGUGGAGGGCUUCAUGGGCUUCCUCAAGACGACUUUGGGAGGGCAGAAGAGGAGGCAGGGGCCAUCCACUAGAAGGAGGAUGCCAUAUUAUGUCGAUGAUGAUGAGGUCUCCUCUUCUUACACAGCCUCCCCUGGGUAUAGUGAGUUCUCCCACGUCCAGGAUGCAGAGGAUAUCCUAGGGUCGAAUGACGGCAAGUUUUCUAUCGGUGGAGUCUUUGGUAAGGGUGGUGGCGAAGAGGAGGAAGAAGAAGAGGAGGCGGACUGCUUUGAAAGCCAGAUGGAUCAGCAGACCCCCUUGGGCCCUGAUCCCAGGACAUGUAGCCUCCUCAUGGAGUACAGACAUCUCCAAGACAAUGCCCCAAGGGGCCUCUAUGUCUGUCCGGAUGCCCAGGACCUCCUCAUCUGGCACUGUGUGCUCAUACUACGGCAAGGCCAUUAUAAAGGAGCCAUUCUGAAGUUUAUAUUGCGGAUUUCGGAAGACUAUCCUGACUCGGCCCCGACGGUCCAAUUCAUCACCCGCGUCUAUCACCCUCUAGUCGAGGAGGCCUCUGGCAUGUUGGAUAUCUCUCUGGCCUUCCCCACUUGGCAGCCUGGUCGGGACUAUGCGGUAUUGGUCCUUGCCUUUGUCAAGAAGAUAUUCUAUAGGAGUGAUCUCAUAGGGUGGCGUGGGGGUGAGGAAUGGGUGCCGAACCCUGCAGCUCUGAGGGCUUUUAACAUGGCAUUUGAGCAGGGGGAUAAGACCUUUCAAAGGGAAGUUGAUAAAUGUAUAAUGGAGAGCCAACGGGAAGUGUUCUUGUCGUCCUCUUCCCUCCCCGGCUGUACACUGGUAUUCAAGGAAUAUGACGAUGCCACAGAGUCGGCCCAUUCGAUGAUAUCAGCAGCCCUCCGCAACAUGCCCGAGGAGCUGGUUGGCCCUCAGAGGACUCAGGCCUUUUGUGAUUGGCUCACCGAGAGGUUCAUCCCGCGUUGCGAGGCUCAGCGACAGGAGUCCACGCGGGACCAGCCUGAGAUCAAGCAGCUCUGGACUGGGCCUGAGGACGAGCAACAAGGGGAACGCUCAGUGGAGUUACCGUCAAAGGAAGAAAGGCGUCGCUUCAGAGGCACCAAUUAUGGCUAA